Molecule: messenger RNA, 1260 nt
Organism: Penicillium vulpinum
Lineage: Eukaryota; Fungi; Ascomycota; Eurotiomycetes; Eurotiales; Aspergillaceae
Product: initiator tRNA phosphoribosyl transferase family protein
Exons: 4
Coding region: 1-1260 (419 amino acids)
Biological process (GO): charged-tRNA amino acid modification
Cellular component (GO): cytoplasm
Molecular function (GO): tRNA adenosine(64)-2'-O-ribosylphosphate transferase activity
Source: RefSeq, a predicted model, not a curated record
AUGGGUUCCUCCGAUACUUUCCCGACCCUAGAGUCCCUUCAUUUCCCGGAGCAGCUGUCAAUCUCCCAGACACUUUCCUCUCUGCGUCGAUCGGCGCUGUCCGUCGCCAAUCGGCUCCAGUCUAUUGAGACAGAUGCCACCUUUGCCCAAGAGGUCGCUGACCACUAUGGCUUACCGCUGGUUGCUAAUGAGCGCUGUGGAAGCUGGUAUAUCCCACCUACGGUCAAAGCUGGCAGUGCUUAUUUCAAAAGUACCGAUGGCCACACGGUGAUGCCAGAUGCAUUAGCAAAAACCGUCCCAAUCUGGAGCGCUGUCCUAAACAGAGCCCUAUUUCCAUCCGCAACUGCAUACCACCCAGUCCGCCUUCCACCCAAUUACCUGGGCGCAUCGGAAGAAGCACAGAUUGAGAAUCGAAUCGAAGGAUUCGUCCAUUCACUUAAGAGCCUAAAACUUGAUAUGGACAAUCUACGUCAGCAACUCGGCAAACCCAUCCAGAUCGCCUGGGCCAACAGGUCAUAUUUCUACCCGGAGGAUUUGCACACGGGUGAUGAGUACAAUCUACUCGUACUAUGCUCUGCUUCAAGGCGCGUGCAUGGCGCCGAAAUGUCCGAGGGCGGUUACAUCCAAGGCGCGGGCGACGAUAGCGAGGCGUGGGCAUAUGGGCUGACACCGCCGGUAUUCUGGGCCAAUCAGGCUGUUUUAAAGAGUACACCCGAAGAGGAAUUGCCGGAACUUAUUGACCGGCUGGUGGCUGAACAUAAGCUCCUGGAUGUGGCUCAGGACGCGACGCUCAUCUCCCCGACGCGCAAUUUGUACAUUGGGUUCGGGACAGGUUUCGAUGCUGGGGAUCGGUAUGAUAUUGUUAUCGACUGCAAUGGGAGUGCUGCGGCUGUGGAAGGCAACGCGAAGCGGCUUAAUUUAGGCUGUGAUUCUGGGAAACUGGGAAGUCGGGAUCUACGGAAAUGUCUGGAUAAGGUGCACGACUUUAUCGGCGCCCGCCUUGAGGCAGACCCAUCGCUAUCUGUGCUAGUCACCUGUGAGAAUGGGAAGGAUCUUUCGGCAGGGACGCUUCUGGCGAUCGUUUGUCUCUUCUUCAACGACGAGGGCGGGUUCGAUGCCUCACUGAGCAAGCGUGCGAUCAGCAAGCAGUUCAUUCGACAGCGUCUAGCCUGGCUCGUGUCUUCGAAACAUGACGUGAAUCCGUCUCGUGCCACGCUUCAAUCUGUCAAUGCUUUCCUGAUGCAGCCGCCGGAUUAUUGA